AUGGCUCCUGGGAGCUUUGCCUCCAGCGACAUCUCGACGUCCUCAGUGUCCUCAGCCCCCUUGCCCUCCACAGUGGGGCCUUCCGGGCUGUCUGGGUCUGAAGAGCCAGGCCCGAGUCGCAGCGCCAUCCGAGGGCCUCGCCGCCACCCGCCUGUGCUACGCAUGGUCCUGGAGGCACUGCAGGCAGGAGAGCAGCGCCGGGGCACCUCUGUGGCUGCCAUCAAGCUUUACAUCCUGCAGAAGUACCCUACGGCGGACAGCCUCCGGUUCAAGCACCUGCUGAAGCAGGCCCUGGCCACAGGCGUGCACCGCGGUCUGCUCAUUAGGCCCACCAACUCCAAGGCCAGGGGCGCCACUGGCAGCUUCAAAUUGGUUCCCAAGCAUAAAAGGAAGGUCCAACCCAGGAAGACAUCCACCAAGACCGCCCCCAGGAAACCCAGUGAGACCAAGGAGAAGGUCCCUAAGAAACCAAGAGAGGCAAAGAAGGACCCUUCUAACCCAGCUGAGGUGAAAAGGGGACCAAAGAAGCCUCGAGAGGCAAGGAUGGCUCCUCCCAAACCAGGUACAGCCAAAGAGAAGGCUCCCAAGAAAGGCGGCCAGACCAAAGACCAAGAGGCAAGAGUGAGUGAGGCCAGAAAGGCCUCUCAACAGCCAGACAAGGCCCCAUGGGCUCCUCCCAGUGCCACUGGGCUCAGUGAGAAGUCAAAGGUCAAAGGCAGAAGGAAGAGCCAAGGUAGGUCUAAGGCCACCAGGAAGACAAAAGCUGGGGGUCAGAGUGUAAAAUCCACGGUCCCUAAGGGCAAGAAUGGUGCUGCUUCUCCAGCCAAAAAGAAGGAAAACCACAUCCCUAAAGAGGUCAUUGCCCAUGUGGCCAAGGAGGGGCCCAAAGCCAAGGCCUCUGCUCGUCCCAGGGGUGGCGGGUCUAAGAUGGUACCUGAACCCCUGGCCAGGAAGAUAGAGGCCCCCAAGGGCCCGAGGAGGCCGGGCAUGCCCACCAAGUCCUCAUCAUCCAAACUGGCCAGUAGGAAGGUGGAGGCUGAAAGCUAGAGCUGGGGUGGAGACACGGAAAUCCUACCUGAGUUUUUAUUCCCCCAAAAACUGUCACUCUAUUUAUUUCAUUGUAACCUAUUUAUCAAUAAAGACUUUUU
Lontra canadensis (Northern American river otter) is the source of this 1148-nucleotide messenger RNA. Its product is annotated as histone H1oo. The transcript is spliced from 6 exons. NCBI's taxonomy places the organism in Eukaryota, Metazoa, Chordata, Mammalia, Carnivora, Mustelidae. The record is from RefSeq and is a predicted model, not a curated record. The coding region runs from base 1 to 1047 and encodes 348 amino acids. Gene Ontology annotation, biological process: nucleosome assembly. Gene Ontology annotation, cellular component: nucleosome. Gene Ontology annotation, molecular function: DNA binding.